Molecule: messenger RNA, 2883 nt
Organism: Oncorhynchus masou masou (cherry salmon)
Lineage: Eukaryota; Metazoa; Chordata; Actinopteri; Salmoniformes; Salmonidae
Product: casein kinase I-like
Exons: 11
Coding region: 221-1468 (415 amino acids)
Biological process (GO): endocytosis; peptidyl-serine phosphorylation; positive regulation of canonical Wnt signaling pathway
Cellular component (GO): cytoplasm; nucleus
Molecular function (GO): ATP binding; protein serine/threonine kinase activity
Source: RefSeq, a predicted model, not a curated record
GGGAGACAGAACUCUGAUAGAGACGGCCAUUCGUAUUGAAGUUUCACAGGGACUAUCAACAGGGAGUAUAGCCGAUGCUAAAGAAAAAUUGGGGUAUGAGAGCCACCAGAAUCCGUUCCCAUCCUUCGCUGCCCGGGGCCCAGUCUGACUGACAUCCUUCGGAUCAGCACCGCCACUGAACCACCUCUCGAAUAAACCUAAUAUCUGAACUUUCAACACCAUGGAUCUGAGAGUGGGGAACAAGUACCGACUGGGACGGAAAAUAGGGAGUGGGUCCUUUGGGGACAUUUACCUUGGUGCCAACAUUGCCACGGGCGAGGAGGUGGCCAUUAAGUUGGAAUGUGUGAAGACCAAACACCCACAGCUGCACAUCGAGAGCAAGUUCUACAAGAUGAUGCAGGGAGGAGUGGGGAUUCCCUCGAUAAAGUGGUGCGGGGCAGAGGGAGACUACAACGUCAUGGUGAUGGAGCUCCUGGGCCCCAGUCUGGAAGACCUCUUCAACUUCUGUUCCCGCAAGUUCAGCCUCAAAACGGUGCUACUGUUGGCAGACCAGAUGAUCAGUCGCAUCGAGUACAUCCACUCCAAGAACUUCAUCCAUCGCGACGUCAAGCCUGACAACUUCCUCAUGGGGCUUGGGAAGAAGGGCAACCUAGUGUACAUCAUCGACUUUGGCCUGGCCAAGAAGUACAGAGACGCCCGCACACACCAGCACAUCCCCUACAGGGAGAACAAGAACCUGACAGGCACUGCACGCUACGCGUCCAUCAACACCCACCUGGGCAUCGAGCAGUCUCGGCGUGAUGACCUGGAGUCUCUGGGAUAUGUCCUCAUGUACUUCAACCUGGGCUCUCUGCCCUGGCAAGGCCUCAAAGCCGCCACAAAGAGGCAGAAGUACGAACGCAUCAGCGAGAAAAAAAUGUCCACCCCCAUCGAAGUGCUCUGCAAAGGAUACCCCUCCGAGUUCUCCACCUACCUGAAUUUUUGCCGCUCGUUGCGCUUUGACGACAAGCCAGACUACUCAUACCUUCGUCAGCUCUUCAGGAAUCUGUUCCACCGACAAGGCUUCUCCUAUGACUACGUAUUCGACUGGAACAUGCUCAAAUUUGGUGCCAGUAGGACAGCAGAAGACGGUGAGAGGAGGGGAGCUGACGAAAGAGACGAGCGUAUCGUAGGAGGCCCUCGGGGAUCCGCUGCACGGGGUCUCCCGCCAGGGCCAAACCCACCAGCUGUCAACAGAGUUAGGAAUGGACCAGAGCAGGCCAUCUCUAACCCCGCCUCACGGGUGCAGCAGUCUGGGAACACGUCGCCGCGGGCUAUCUCUCGCGCUGAGCGUGAGCGGAAGGUGAGCAUGCGGCUCCACCGAGGAGCCCCCGCAAAUGUGUCAUCCUCUGACCUUACAGCCCGUCUUGACCAAUCCCGAAUUUCCACAUCGCAGGUCAGCAUGCCAUUUGAGCACCUGGGGAAGUGAAACAUUCAGUUCCACAUGCACUGGAUACUGACAGGGCUUCAAGAGAUCCUUUGUCCCAGUUUUGUUUCUGUUGUGAAUUUUUGCUAAUUGGACAAAUAAGUGGAUCUUGGAGGAAAGGACAGAGAAUCAUAAACUGAUGAAAAGAUGGCAGUUGGUCAAGGACUGCAGGAAUUUCUCCCCUCCACCCUAACUUUGAUGGGAUAAACCUGGCCUGUAAUAGUAUGAGGAUAAGAUAGUGAAUAACACCCUCCUCUCCACUGACCUAUUUACCCCAUGGUAGCUUGGAUCAUGCACCCCUUUCCAGACACCUUUGUUCCUCCCCCACUAUUCUCUGGGUGGCUGGCAGGUAGACUGAUUUGGGGGUUGAAAAAGACAAGCUGGUGCUCCUUUGCCAAAUAUAGUUGCGGGCACAAACUCGUUCCAAACCAAGAAAGGGUCAACUCGAAAUUUGGGCUUGUGUGGAUUUAGCCAUUUCUGUUUACACCGCAAAGACCACACACACAAAUGUACCCAUGUAUGUUUUAUCCAGUUAAUUUAUAGAAUAGUAAGGGGCUUUACUGAUUGGUAUGAUUUAAUGUGCAUAUUUUGUGAAUAGAUCAUAUUCAUUUGGUGGGGGUCCUAUUGAGGCUUGGGCAAUUUUACUUUCUUAUUUGAUGUUUUAACUCAGAAAGGAAAGGUACAGCUGAAGAGAAGGAAUGGUGAGAAGGCUGGAGAGAUGGGUGGGUGGUAGAUGAAGCCAUGAGAAGAAAGGAAGAGCAAGUGAACAUUAGCUGAAAUGAUGUUGGGUUCUUUUCCCCUACUUUACCUCUUACUGAAUUGCUAAUUCUCCACUUUAGCCAGGCAUUUAGGCUACUUCAACCCACUUUGGAACUGAUGUUGUCCAAAAGCCAACACCUCACACAAUGAUUGAGGUGGACAUGCGUUUUCUACCCUUCUCCUGCUUUUAUUUAUUCACCACCUCAUCCACACUUGUUUUUUAUCCUCCCCUUUUGCCCACUUUGGUCUCCUUUUGAUUUGUGUUCUUUAGUCGUAAUAUUUGGUAGGUUGGUAAGGUCAAAGCAACCAUGCUUAUUUUAAGACUGUGCAACACUCUUAAGACAAGGGAGAAUCACAAGCUUUCUUAAUGUAUUUGACCAGAGACUGCGAUGAACAAGUUGGCAAAUGAUGGUGGCUAUGAUUUUCAAUUUUUCUUAACGCCAACUUUUACAUUUUAUUUGAAUGUUUUUCUUUUUGUAGGUCUGAUGGGAAUGGAUGAGCUCUGUACUUGAUUGAAGGGGGGGUGGCGCAUCAAGUGCCAUGGCUCUUUUUUUUCUUUUUUUUUUACUUCACUGUAAAUAUUUUGUAUUUCUGUGUAAGCCAAAAUGUGGUUGGUUGUUUUUAAGGUGUAAUGUAGAAAAAUAAAUGCAUAAAUUGCA